AUGGAGGUUCAUCAUACGGGAACGGAGACGUCGACCGAGUUCUACGACUUUUUGCCGUGCGGCGUCAUCGACUAUGACUGCUCCGAUUCCUCGAAUUCCUUGUCUCCUCCUCGCAAUGACUAUAUUUCCGAAUCUCUCAGAAUUGUUUCUAAAAUUGCAGUCGACUAUGCGUUUGAUCAUGAGGAAACCCUCAAUAAAGUGAGUUUGUUUUCAUAUUUUUCUGUUGACAUUGAUAGUUGCUUUCUUUUUUAAAUAGCACUCACAAGAAAAAUCAGAUCAAUUUUCAUAUUCGUUUCAUAUUCCCGAAAAAUUUCAUAUCAUUCUGACUCUUAUAUAAAUUUUAUAUAAUGGUAUAGUUGACAAAAUCCGCGAUUUCUCAAACCUAAUGUAUAAGUAGCCGGAAAAGUUUGAAUAGAGCUUGAUUGAAUAAAAUGUCCACUUUUUCAUUGUGAUAAGAUUACGGUAACUGCAGCCCAAUGCCAUCGUUAUUCUCUGCGCACAUUGUCAAAAGCCCAUUCAAGAGAAGAUUAUUUUGCAUGUCGAGGGAAGGUAUGAUAAUGACGAUGAUCAGUUUUGAAAUAAAAUCCAAACAAUUAUUACAGAACCUGGCAUGAGGGAUGCUUACAGUGCUCUUCUUGUGAUACAACUCUCACCGCCAAGUGUUUCUUCAAAGAUCCAAAGUUUUACUGUAAAAGCUGCUACUAUCGGUUAGUUGAGGGAUGUACUGAUUGCUAAUUGGCCACCCUGCUUAGUCCCAAGGGACCCCUCUCAAUAGUCAUCAACUAAUCAUUCCCUCGUUAGUGACGCGACAUCCUCAAACUGUUUGAUUCAAUGAAUUUGAGUAGGAAGUUAUGAAGAUGGGUUAUAACCGAAUUCGUGCAAGAUUGGCCUAUGAUUCAGAUGAAUAACCGUAUUAUUGUCUAACAAAUCCUAAAAUAACAUGCUUUAGGAAGUGGUUAAUGAGGCACAGUUGCGCGAAUAUUCUCUAGAGCAGCUGGUAGCUAACCUGCUCUGAUUACAUAACGUUACAGUAAUCUUCAUGCUCCAUAUACUGACCCCUUCUAUUAUAUGAUUUGUGUGUGCGCGGGGGUUUGUGUACUCCAACCCGUUUCUCUUUUCCGGUUUCAACCAUAUUUUCCACAACCGAGCCUCCCAAAUCAAAUCAGAGUGUCAGUUUACACGUUUGCGCGGAAAAUUCGGUUUGCACAUAAGUUAUUGUGAGGCGAAGCGUAGAAACUUCUGGAUCUUCUUCUGGAGGAUCGAUAGUUCAACGUAGAGAUGAGACAUGAUGGCUAACCAAGUUAUUCUUUAUAUGCUUUGUGCUCCACACAUCCUAAACCGAACAAAUCCGUUUAAGCAAACGUGGGGGAUGUUGUGUGUGUCUAUUCGUGUUCAAGGAAAGAAAGAAAGGGGGAAACGUCGCGGAUGCUGACCGAAUUGUCUUUGGAAAACGCGAAAAGGAGAUAAAGUCAACUUCAUAGUUGAAAAACUCCGAACUUCCUUGACAAAGAAAUGGGGAAAACAUGGUUCGCUUGUACAUAAUUCUACCGCCAAAAGAAGAAGGAGAACAAUUGACGUUUGAUUUCAAUGUAGUAUACAAACUCAAGUGCUUUUUGAUAGGGACCUCCGCUGGCAGAUGGCUCAGCUCAGCGGUACGGUAAAAAGAUCCGCCGACAUGUUGCGCGGUUUCGUGUAUACAGCCAUUGAUUAACCCACUUGUGUCCUCUUGGGACUCUGUUCAUAGUAUAACGACAACAAUUGCAGAGAGUUCGGUCCUAAAUGUGCUUCUUGUGAUAGAGUAAUCCAGUCAACUGAUUGGGUACGAAGAGCACGAAACCUCGUGUUCCAUCUCGCCUGCUUUGCUUGUAACCAGUGCAAAAGGUGAGUUUGGAGUGCAUCGAACAUUCUGUGAACGGUGUUUUUCAGGCAACUGAGCACCGGAGAAGAGUUUGCUCUUCAAGAAGGGAAGCUGAUGUGCAAGCAACAUUUUUUGGAACUUGUGGAAGGAGAAAGUGGAGUGGCUAAUCAGAAAGCAAAAACGAAAAGAGUCAGAACCACUUUUGGUGAGGAACAACUCUCUGUUCUCCAGGUAUAAAGGCUCGAUGAAACCAAAAAUGUAUUGUGGUUAUUGCAGGCUUACUUUAAUCGCGACAGUAACCCAGACGGUGCGGACCUCGAGAAGAUCGCCACAAUGACGGGACUGAGCAAGAGGGUCACUCAAGUCUGGUUCCAGAAUUCUCGCGCUCGGCAGAAAAAGUGGCACCUCAAGUCUGAGGGUGACAACGAAGGAAGUCAGCGUUCGUCUGUCGGACCCAUAAGUCCUGGCCAGAAGUCUGACAGCAGUAGUGAUAUGAUGUACCCAACAUCCGUCACUAUAAGGUAA
Molecule: messenger RNA, 2383 nt
Organism: Caenorhabditis sp. 36 PRJEB53466
Lineage: Eukaryota; Metazoa; Nematoda; Chromadorea; Rhabditida; Rhabditidae
Source: the annotation of a GenBank genome assembly